GAGCAUUAAGAAAAAGAAAAGUGAAAAAAAUGGAACUUCAGGAACUUCAAAAAAAGAAAGAAAGAAAGAAAGAAAACGAACGAAAAAACGAGAGCGAGGCAACUCAGCCCCAGUUUCCCCAACUUUAGCUCGWUCUCCUAUCAAACAUUCAUCAUGGCGUCUGAUCGCUCGGUGUUUGAUCUGAGGCUCACAUUCGGCUUGGUUAGGUCCUUCGUUUAUCUCUAAGUCCUCAAAAUGACUCUCGCUAGAGGAGAACGAGAGUGGGCAUUGCUCGUUAGCGAGUAUAACAUCUGUAAGAAGAAGCUAGAGAGCAAAAGACAAGCACUGAAGAUUUUAAUGGGAGACUURGAAUCAUGUCAAAGAGAACGAGAUAUCUACAAGAAUAAAAUCAAACAAAUGCAACAUGAAAUAGAGAAUUAUAAAAAGAAAGAACUAGAAAACGAUCACAAAGAAGCCAAAGGAAGRAGGUCUCCUACAAGUCCUUCUGUACGUUCACCUGAACACACAAGACCAAAGAGAGUYGAGCGAAAGUUCUCUGGACAAAGCAUAUGGGAACAAGAGCUUCARAGUGUAAGAGACAGAAAAAAUAAGACGCUUUCUCAAUUGCUUUGUGAGUCAAGAGAGGAAAAUAAGGCGUUAAAGAAUGAUUUUAUGGAUUUACGARUCUUAUAUCGUGAAGCUCAAGAAGAUAUCAUUCUCCUAAGAGAAAAUGUCUCUCGACAAAGAACUAAUGAAAAAGGGURUAAAAUGGAGGACUUAGAGGUUAGACAAGAACUUAUACAACGCCUUGAAAAGAACCAAGAAAAGAUUGAAGAGUUGGAAAGGGAAGUUCAAGCAUCCAAUGAUGAAAAAAGUGAAAUUGUCAUUGAGAGGGAUCACUAUCGAGAUAAAGUAGAGAGACUGAACACACAGUUAAACUUCAUUCUUGGAGCAGAUGAGAGACGGCUUGUUGAUAUUGAUGCUAUCUUGAUGGAAAACAGGUAUCAAAAGGAACAAAUUAAACAGUUAAAAGAAGAAAUGAGGAUUGCUAAUGCUUCUCUUGCUAGACAAAAGGCUGCAAUAGAGAAAAAGAAGGCAAGACUUGUAAAAGCUGGUUACCAUACUGGACCUGCGACAUUUGGAGGCGGACCAGCAGSAGUCAAGCAAACAUUGCCAUCUCUUAUUGCUGACAUAUCWAGCAGUUUUAAUCAUGGAGUGUCAUCAUCAACUGUCAAUGAUCUACAGUCUUUAGCCAACUCUCUGUCUGAAAGUUUAUCAGAAAAAGACAUUGCUUUGCUUCAUCAAAGAAACACAAACAAAAUCUUAGGUCAGAGAGUUGCUGAGCUUGAAAAGAAACUUAAAACACUUGAAGUAUCUGGACUGUGGUCUUUGGAGGGUCACCAUGGGUAUGGCUCAGAAGAGCUGCUUCAACUUUACCUGGAAAAGCUAAAAAGAUCAUCCAGUAUGUCUCAUGAUGAGUCAUGUGAUGCAAUUAAGGUACCAGACCAUGACUCAGAACUGCCAUCAGCAGAAUCCAGUCCUAAUUUACAAAAUGGAGAGUCAGUGUUCUUUGACAAUGAUAUUCCAGACACUGACCAGGAAUUGAUUGAUGUGGGUACAUCAAGUUUUACACCCACAAUAUCUGRUGAGGAAGAAGACAAUCACAGUGAAAAUAUUGACACUUUUAACAUUGACUUAAGCUCUUGUAGCAGAGCAACCAAUGACCUGGAGCAACAAGSAAAUGAAGGGCAAUUCUAUAAUAGGAGAGAUUCCCCAGAGCAUAAGGAACAUGAUAUCGAAGGGGAUUCCCCUUUAAACAAAAGUGACAAGGAGGAAUCUUGUGGAGAGGAAGACUUCUCAUUGGAUGAGGAAUCUCAUACAUCAAGUACUUCCCAAUUGGAAGGGGAUUCCCAUGCAAUCAGUAUUUCCCAAAUCGAUGGGGAUUCCCUUGAAACAAGUAAAUCCCAAAUCGAUGGGGAUUCCCAUGCAACAAGUACUUCUCCAAUAGAUAAGGAUUUAAGUGUCAAAGGAAAUUCCUUUUCAGCUCAACUUAAUGAUUGCUCUGCGAAGACGUCAGAAAUUCCAGAUUUAAAAGAAAAUACUUUGGCAAAUACUGCCACAAAUUCAAWUAAACAGGUCACAGACAAUUCAGCAAUUGCAUGUGGUGAUAAUAGCAAACCAUGUAAUCAAUCARGUGAMCGGUCAAAUACAACAGAUGAAUAUGGAUUAUUAGAGGAACAAUCAUAUGGGAUUAAAAUGGACAGUUCUGAGGAUAUUAAUGAUGAUCACGGCAAACAAACUGUGSGAAAUCAUCAUGGGUUACUUCAAGGUAACGUUUCUGUUACAGAAUGUGUCUCUGAYUACUAUGAACCAGACUGUUCUUCACUGGAUGAUGUUGAGGAUCAAGCACAUUAGAUACUUCUAAAUCCCAGGCCUACCAUAAUUGUUUUUUUUUUUGGAGGGUGGGAGGGAGGAAGGGGUUAUAUCAUGAUAUAAGACAAAUUAAUAGUCCAUAAUUUUUAAUGCAUUAAAAUGUAUAAAUGUGAUACAAUCACGGUUAAGGGAUCCCAUUGCUAUAGUGAUUUUCAUUUGACUGUGAAAAUGUACAAAGUACUGUUUUGCUUAUCUCAGAUACGUCUCAUUUGCAGGUUACGUCACAGCGGCCAUCUUGGAGGAAAUUUAACAAAGGAUUUCUCAUUAGUAUCUAUUGUUCAUUCCUCCAACAUGGCCUCCGGUCUUUUAUCUUUUGAAUCUCAUGGGAAUGGUUGAAAACCAUCAAUUGAAUGGCUACUCUACUUUUUAACUCUUUCACGAAAAUCACUAAAAUCAUCAAAUGCUUUUAGUAUCCAUCAGUGCCAGAGGAAAAUGUUCACCGAUGCAUUUUAACGCGACUGCCAGAGGUGCUCGCAUCUAGGGGGUUUUGGGGCAUAGUCCCCUGGAAAUUUUGAAAUUCAGAAAUUAAGGUCAACGUCUGAAACAGGCCUUAGUCUUACAUACAAUAUAAUUAGGUUUUGCAACAUGAUAGUCUAAAUUAUACUAAUAUAGUUCAGUCUGUGGAACAA
This is a messenger RNA of Exaiptasia diaphana, 3041 nucleotides long. RefSeq names its product coiled-coil domain-containing protein 149-B. NCBI's taxonomy places the organism in Eukaryota, Metazoa, Cnidaria, Anthozoa, Actiniaria, Aiptasiidae. The coding region runs from base 235 to 2394 and encodes 719 amino acids. The record is from RefSeq and is a predicted model, not a curated record. The transcript is spliced from 12 exons.